Messenger RNA from Arachis stenosperma, 651 nucleotides. Its product is annotated as pathogen-associated molecular patterns-induced protein A70-like. NCBI's taxonomy places the organism in Eukaryota, Viridiplantae, Streptophyta, Magnoliopsida, Fabales, Fabaceae. Bases 1 to 651 code for a protein of 216 amino acids. The record is from RefSeq and is a predicted model, not a curated record. The transcript has a single exon.
AUGGUAUUUGAAACAGCUUCUUCUUUCAUUGCCAGCUGGCUCACACCCACUUGUCUCUUCGUCUUCGUCAACCUUGUCAUCGGUACCAUAGCCAUCGUUUCUCGUUUCGCCACCCAUCAUCAACGGCAGCAAGUUGACUCUUCGGGUCAACUCGUCCGUUCUACUUCUCUUCUGAACCGCGUCAUGUCCUUCAACCUCUAUUCCUAUAAAGAUGAUGGACAUAACUCAGUUCAGGAGAAUCACGAGUUGGCCCAACAAAGUCUGGGUCAAUCUGUGUUAGACCAAGUCAACUCUUCCGAAAGAAUAGAUGACUCGGUUCAACAUGAGUUGGCCCGGACUCCAUCUUUGUUGGAAAGAUUAAAGUCAAUAAAAUUCUACAAAUCAGAAUCAACAAAGAAAGUUAAAGAGGAAGAACCUGAAUUCGGAUCCGGACACCAACCCAGUGCUACAAAGGACGGGUUGGAUCGGGUGAAUUCGGAUGAGGAUAGAAGAAUAAGGAACUUAUUAUCGAGAAGGUGGGAGGGAGAGGAGUUAUUGGGAGAAGAAGUGGACAAGAAAGCUGAUGAUUUCAUCAACAGGUUUAAGCAGCAGCUUAGGCUUCAGAGGCUUGAUUCAAUACUACGUUAUAGAGAGCUGCCCAAGAGAAAUUAA